This is a messenger RNA of Hydractinia symbiolongicarpus, 1803 nucleotides long. Its product is annotated as myb-like protein X. NCBI's taxonomy places the organism in Eukaryota, Metazoa, Cnidaria, Hydrozoa, Anthoathecata, Hydractiniidae. The transcript has a single exon. Bases 1 to 1803 code for a protein of 600 amino acids. The record is from RefSeq and is a predicted model, not a curated record.
AUGAAGACAAACAUUCUAACGCUUUUCUUCUUCUUCUUUGGUGUUUUUUGCGCUGUGUCCACAGAACAAACUUCAAAUGGAGACGAAAACGACGAGAAAGAAGAAGAAAAUAAGUGGAUCAAAGAAUUAGAUGAAGAUGAAGACCAAUUUCACAAUGAGCAAAAUCAAAAAAAAGUUUACCAUGGUGUGAAUAAAAUAAUUUUCCCUCCGCAUCCGGAUAAACUGUGGCAGACUUGGUAUGGACAUCAACGAAAACGGAACCACAAGGAAUUACCUAUCACCAUGAUAGAGAAACGAAAUAUGGAGGAGAAAAAGUUGGACGAGAAUGAGAAUCACGACCUUUUCAAUCUUGACGAACGAGAAGAAGACCUAUCCAACAUGAAUUAUAGAGACGGCAGAAAUGUAAGGAAAGAAAGAAAUUCAGAUACAUUUAACUCAGCGACUAAAUAUAAACCUCCCUUAGCGUAUUUUAAACGUGAAAAUAAAGAGGAAAGAGAGAACGACAGACCUCCGGUUUCUUUCUACAAGCGCGAAAACAUAGAAGGAAAGGAGAACGAGAGACCUCCGGUUUCUUUCUACAAGCGCGAAAAAGAAGACGAAAAGGAGAACAAGAGACCUCCGGCUUCUUACUUCAAGCGCGAAAACGAAGACGAAAAGGAGAACAAGAGACCUCCGGCUUCUUACUUCAAGCGCGAAAACGAAGAUGAAAAGGAGAACAGGAGACCUCCGGUUAUUCACUUCAAGCGCGAAAACGAAGAUGGGAAAGAGAACGACAGACCUCCGGUUUCUUUAUACAAGCGCGAAAACGAAGAGGAAAAGGAGAACAAGAGACCUCCGGCUUCUUACUUCAAGCGCGAAAACGAAGAUGAAAAGGAGAACAGGAGACCUCCGGUUACUCACUUCAAGCGCGAAAACGAAGAUUGGAAAGAGAACGACAGACCUCCGGCUUCUUACUUCAAGCGCGAAAACGAAGACGAAAAGGAGAACAAGAGACCUCCGGCUUCUUACUUCAAGCGCGAAAACGAAGAUGGAAAGAAGAACGAGAGACCUCCGGUUACUUUCUUCCAGCGCGAAAACGAACACGAGAUAGCGGAUGAGAGACAUCCGGUUUCUUUUUACAAGCGCGAAAACGAAGACGAAAAGGAGAACGAGCCAAUUUCUUACAAAAAGGAUGAAAUCUUUGAUAGACCACCGGUUGCUAGUGGCAAAAAAGAAACUCGUGAUAAUUCUGCUGGCGAAGAUAGAGACAUAGAUGAAUAUGAUACUUUGAUGGAACAUCGACGUGCACCAUCUUUGGAAGACGAAAAGUUAACCAACAAAAAGAGAACCAAUGUUCAAAUAAGAGAAGAAAAGAAUUCCAAAAAGGAAUAUCGACCACCUCAUAUGGGAAAACGAAAAUAUGUUAAAGAUUUUGCAUCCGAGAUGGAAAGAGAGCUUGAGGUACGAAAACAAGACACUAACAUUGACCCUCCACCUCCACAUAAAAAAUAUUUUACUAGCGGAAACGACGAGCACAAUGGUUUGAAUGAGCAAGACGACAUUAUAGAUAAUCGAGCCGAAGAAAACGAUUUCACAAAAGAAAAUAAUGGCGAUAGCAAUAACGCCAACAUCGAUACCACUACUACGAAAAAAAGUUCCGACAAAAGGGUGAAAAGAGUUAAAAGGCCGUUUCAACCUUGGAUUAAACUUCUGCGUCCACAACACGAAUUAGUGUAUAAGAAAGUAGCCGAUAAAGAAAAAACCAUACCGUAUUAUCCAUGGAAACGCCGUGCACAUAACGCAAAAGACUUAAAACGUAACUAA